This is a messenger RNA of Gadus macrocephalus (Pacific cod), 3504 nucleotides long. Its product is annotated as double-stranded RNA-specific editase B2-like. The record is from RefSeq and is a predicted model, not a curated record. Gene Ontology annotation, cellular component: nucleolus; cytoplasm. Lineage: Eukaryota; Metazoa; Chordata; Actinopteri; Gadiformes; Gadidae. Gene Ontology annotation, molecular function: double-stranded RNA adenosine deaminase activity; tRNA-specific adenosine deaminase activity; double-stranded RNA binding. Gene Ontology annotation, biological process: adenosine to inosine editing; RNA processing. Bases 56 to 2431 code for a protein of 791 amino acids. The transcript has 11 exons.
UCAGAGAGGAGCGUGAGCACAGAGCUCCCAGUGCCCAGUGAGAACACGGACCCUGAUGGAGGAGGAGGUGGGAGGAGGCAGCUGGACUACGGGGGGCCCCGAACGGCCCCUGAAACACGGGUUCAAGAGGAGGAGGAAAAGACGUUGUCAAGGCCUUCGAAGCAGGACCCUGGAAACCCCUCCGGGCAACGGGAGGACCUUGGGAACAGCGGAACAUCCAGAUAACUCCAGCCAUGGAACCGAGAACCAGCACCAUGACGACCAACAGAGGCACCGUCCGACAGCUUCCUGCGCCGCCGCCCCCAGAACCCAGCAGACCGCCGUGUGGAGGAGUCAGCCGGUCCGAGGGGACCAGGUCCUCAACGCGAGACGGCCCAGCGUCAGACGAGCCUCCUGGGCCGUGAGCCAGAAGAGUGCCCUGGUUCAGCUCCACGAGCUCCAGCCGGGCCUGCAGUACCAGACGCUGUCCCGGUCCGGCCCGGGCCACGCCCCGCUGUUCUCCGUCGGCGUGGAGGUCCACGGGCGCUGCUUCGAGGGCCGGGGCUCCACCAAGCGACAGGCCAAGAGGAGGGCGGCCGAGUCGGCUCUCGGCUCCUUCAUCCAGCUCCCCAACGCCCCCCAGGCCCAGGCCGCCCUGGCCCGCUCCUCCCCCGGCCCCGUGGACUUCACGGCUGACAGGGUGGACGCCGCCGGGGCUCUCCUGGUCCGGUUCGACCCUCCAGGGGCCGAGCCCGGUGACGGGCCCCUCCCCGGGUCCAGCAGCAGCAGACGGGUCGGCCGGCUGACCCUGGGUCAGCUCUGCUCUGAGAAUCCCAAAGUCCAGGAGCACCUUCCCAGAUGUCCCCCAGAGCCGCCCGGUCCGGUGGACCUGCUGGCCCGGCGCCACCCGGGGCUCCGCUGGGCGUGCCUCGUGGAGCGGGGGCAUGGCAGCGCGGUCGGGGGGUUCCUGACGGUGCUCUGGGUGGAGGGGAGGGUCUUUGAGGGCCGCGGUCGCAGCAGACGACUGGCCAAGACCCGGGCGGCAGCGACGGCCCUGCAGGCACUCUACAGCGUUACCAUGGAGACGGAGAGAAAGCUGCUCGGCAUCACCUCCUGUAACGCUGCCACCCAGUUACCUCAGCUCUUCUCAGAGGCCGUGUUCGACCUGGUGAGAGAGAAGUAUGCCGAGCUGACCCACAGCUGGGGCUCUACCUCGCACGCCCGCCACAAGGGCCUGGCCGGGGUGGUGAUGACCCGAGGGUUCUCCCUGCCGGGGGCCCAGGUGGUGGCCCUUGGCUCCGGGACCAGGUGUUUGUCUGAGGGGGCCCAGAGGGACCAGGGCUGGGCGGUCAACGACUGCCACGCCGAGGUCAUGGCCCGGCGGGCACUGGUCGGGUUCCUCUACACCCAGCUGGAGCUGUUCCUCCUGGGCCUGGGGGUCCGAAUGACAUUCUGCCUCAUCCUGCAUAGUGGACUGACCCCUGUGGCCCUCCUGCUGCUACUCUGCAGCCCGCGAGCGGAGGCCGUUGAGCGGGCGGAGGACUCGGUCUUCAGAGAGGGUCCGGGCGGGGUCUUCAGGCUGAAAGAGGGCCUCCUCUUCCACAUGUUCGUCAGCUCCUCGCCCUGUGGAGACGCUCGCCUCCACUGCCCCUACGGGACGGCCGCCAUGCACCUCCAUGGCAACAAACUGGCACGGAGAUUCCACUGUCGCCUCCGCAUGAAGACUGCAGGAGGAGAGGGAACACUUCCUGUGAGGCAGCAGCCCAGAGCCAAUCAGGACGGAGGGGUGAAGUCACCGGGUCAACCUCUCAUCACCAUGUCCUGCACCGACAAAAUAGCCAGGUGGAGUGUGCUGGGCCUGCAGGGUGCACUGCUUUCCCAGCUGGUGGAGCCGGUAUACCUGUUCAGUCUGACGGUUGGGGGGCUCGGUCACACCGGACACCUGGCCCGGACCCUAGCCCGCCGCACGGCUCGCCUCCGACACUUGGCCCUGCCCUACCGCCGGACCCUGCCGCGCCCAGGCUGUAGGAUGUUACUAACAUUACAUCUAACCUUACAUUAUGACCAAGCUGGCCCAAUCGAAUACCCAUGUGUGUCCGGCAGCGAGCCCCGCCCAGGGGGGCGGUCCCCCGACCUCAGCCUCAACUGGACCCUGGGGGCCGGGGGACCGGAAGAGCUCAGCACCUCCUCGGGCCAGAGGUCCGGUGGCGGGGGGGCGUCCCGCCUCUGCCGCCGUUCGCUGUUCGCCCGAUGGCGGCGUCUCCAGCAACAGCUGAAGGGAGAGUCGUGGUCUGAGGACUCGUCGUCAUCGAUGACCUAUUCCGGCUCCAAGAUGGAGGCCGGCCGGUACCAGAGCGCGCGGCGGCGAUUCGACGCGGCUCUGCGCGCCGACGGGCUCGGACCCUGGCCAGGGAAACCCCCCGAGCUCAGCGGGUUCUCCGUCGGCGUGUGACUCACAGUUAAUACGACGGGUUACGAGUUUGGAGUCUGGUCGUCGGUCAUUCAGAGUGGUGACUUGUAAGACUAGGCCCCUGCCACUUAGUAGAAUGGGAAAAAAUCUGGCUGUGCAACUGUGUGCUGCGAUCUAGCCUAGCUAGCGUAGUAAGCCUAGCUAGCGUAGCUCGUGUUUUGGGAGAGUUGAUGAUUCUUGAAAACAAUGAGAGAUUUACCGGCUGGCAAGUAUUUCUCAAUUGUAAAAUAUAUCAGUUUCUAGGAUGGGAUUUUAUUGGUUACAUUAUGAAAUCACUCUAUUGUAAAGUCAAUAAUCUAUAAAUCAAUCAAUUAGCAUUGACUACAGAUAUGUCCAGGAUUUUGUAAACUAUGAGCUAGCUUAAAUGCUAAGAAAUACAAAUUUUUAUUUCAGAAUCGUUCGUAGCUUCGUGCUCAAUAGCCAAAGAUUAAUACUAUCCUUUUUAACUUUUAUAUCUAAAUAGUUAAAUGAUUUGUAUUUGUAUUUUAGAUUGAAAUGGGCGAUGUUACACUCCUAAGUUUACACAACUUGGAUUUUAAGAUAACAGAUUGAUGUAUUCGUAUUUUCAUAAGAACAUUCCACUUACCUACGUAUGUCUUCUUUGUUGUUAUUUUACUCAUAUGAUUAAUGCUAAGAUAUGUGUAACCAACAUCUUUAAUUUACUCAAGUAUUUAUGAAUUAUAAUUUGGCGGUUGAUGCUCGUCGACUGUGAUUAGGCAAUGAGGGCAAGUGACGGCGCCGCCUGGUGGCGGGAGUCAGCCGGCCGCGUUAGCAUCAAUUAUUAAUCUUCUUAAUUAUGCUAAUCAAAUAAUAGUUUUUUACAAUUAUAUAAUUACUUAGUGUAGUGAUAUUUUACAAAUAACUAUUCCCUUCUUUUUUUUUAUCCAUAAUGAAUACUGUAUAUUAGGUUUUAGGAAUUUAAAAGCCAGCUAUUAAUUGAUAAGGUUUAUUUGUGCAAAUACUGAUUUUGAUGUAGGUUUAUAGAGUUAAUAAACAGGGCUAGAAAAACAAUGUUUGCUACAAUUAUCAAGGCAAUAAACCCUAUUUCUUACCCA